Dissoconium aciculare CBS 342.82 is the source of this 3126-nucleotide messenger RNA. RefSeq lists its product as uncharacterized. Gene Ontology annotation, cellular component: cytoplasm. Gene Ontology annotation, biological process: chromatin remodeling. The transcript is spliced from 2 exons. Lineage: Eukaryota; Fungi; Ascomycota; Dothideomycetes; Mycosphaerellales; Dissoconiaceae. The record is from RefSeq and is a predicted model, not a curated record. Bases 1 to 3126 code for a protein of 1041 amino acids.
AUGGAUGCAAGAACUAGAGCGUUCCAAGUCCUUAAACCAUCAUGCGUAGCCCUCAGUCAGGCUGCCCUGGCAUUGAGCAGUUCUCAAACUCAAAAAGACACGCAACUGGUAGUCGUUGGCUUAGAAGACCUCAAGGCGAGACUCUCUACUAUCAUUAGCCAUCCACACGCUCUUGAUGAAAAGCUAGCGGAAUACAUCUUCUUUCCUCUUUCGCAACUACUCAAGGCGAGUCGUAAUUGCUCCAUUCGAUGUCUAGAGCUGGUGUUUGAAUGUCUCGCUUUAAUCAUCCAGCAUGGUUGGAAGUCCAAAGUACAGCCGGAGUUGGCAGCUCAGUUGGUUAUACUUUGUACUUUGAUGGCAGACAAGAACCCGAAAGGCGUAAUACCCGCUGAGACUACCAGUGAAUUGCAGGUAGCAGCUUUCGCUUGCCUUUAUCGGUUAUUCGCAGUCCUCAGUCCAGCAUCCGCAAGCAGCGAUUUGCUUACGAAGGAGGCCAACAUACCGCAGUUAGGACAAACGAUCAGUGUCAUAUUGGACGGGAUACAGCUCGGAUCAUCACGAGACAUACAAACAACAGCUGCGAGGGCGCUCGAUGCGCUCGUGAGCAACGUUGCGAGUUCUACCAUAAAAACGGCUUUCCUGCCUGGCAUUGCCUCUAGGCUGACGAUUGUUCUUACACCAUCCUCGGAUCAGCGACGAGAUCCACAAUGUCUGAUCAUCUUGAUUGGAAUUCUCAAGGUUCUCAUAGACGAUCUGCUCUGUGAUGAGCCACCCGCAAAUACGACUGCAGCCAAGACUUUGACAGACUCAGGAUCCAGCAGCGCGAAGAAUCCUCUCACACCAAGCGAGCCUGACUGGAAAAAGAAAGCCUCGCAACAACUUGGACCAGCCAUUGUCAAGAUCAUGCGUCUUCGAUCUCACAGCAGGUCAGACAGCCUCGAUAACGCGGUCCUUAUCGGCCUCGAGAUGCUGGUCUUAAGGGAGCCUGCAUGCCUCGUCCUCCUACAGAAUGCCACCUAUAAUUGGAUACAACAUUUGCCAAUUCUAUAUCAGUCUGCUGAUGAACAAGCUAAAGCAAGUAAGAUGCGAGAAAUUGGCAUUGCCUACGGUCUGCUUGCCCGUAGCGAAAUGGACCUGAGCUGGCUCGAUAAGACCCUGACGGAUGCUCUGCGAGACUGUGUUGUCAUGACUCUUCAUCCAGGCUCAACCAAGCACGUCGAACCACUACUCGAGUCGCAAAUUCAUUCUCUCAGCAUCAUGGAUGGAAGCGAGGGGAGCAAGACAAUGCAAUACAAUUCACCUUUGAUCAAAUACGCGGCGCAGAGGCCAUUAUUAGAAUCGAUAUACAACGUCGCAAGGACAGUAUCGCCUUCAAUGUUAAAGUCAGGACUGGCUACAUCUCUGGUGCGCUCCUUGCCUGUGUCGCGCGGUGAUACUCAAAUUGCUGUGUUUUGGCUCGCGAUCACCACAAUAGAAGCUGCACUGGACAAGGAUCGAGAGGCCUCCGAACUGAUGUUGUACAUCGAUAGUAGGCCACCAGCUGCUUUGCGCUCGUUGGAAGAAAUGUAUUCGUUCUCCUUAGGCGUGCUCACAGACGAUAUUGAAGAAGCAUUCGACCCUCGCAUGCACUCUUUGGCACUCAGGACCCUUGGCAUGCAAGCUACACAACUCGCCGAUGAGUUUCGCCAUGAACUCAUUGACGCCCUGUAUCCUGUGUUGCAUGCCAUGGCAACACCGGAUGAACAAGUCCAGCAUGCUAGCUUGGUUACAUUAAAUUUGUUCACAAGCGCAUGCAAGUACGGAUCUGUCAAGGAUUUGAUCGUGCAUAAUGUCGACUACCUCACGAAUGCUGUGGCUUUGAAACUCAACGCAUUUGAUGUCAGUCCUCAAGCUCCACAAGUCCUACUAAUGAUGAUCAAAUUAGCUGGUCCAAGUCUAUUGCCAUACCUGGAAGAUACGAUCGAAAGCAUCUUUGCCGCUUUGCACGACUAUCAUGGCUAUCCAUUAUUGGUCGAGCUUCUGUUCAAGGUUUUGAGCGCGAUGGCAGAGGAAGGUGCAAAGACCCCCUUGCUUGCAAUAGAAGCUGGUACAGUAUUUGGCCGGGAUGAGAUAGGGACGAAAGAAAGUCGAUUGAUAGGCAUCACAGAUGUUGUCGAGUCCAUAAGAACCCGGCAUGAACUCCAAAAGAAUAAGAGCGAAGGUGUGAAAGAACCUCAUCCCAAGAAGCCCUGGGCCAGUGCAAAAGCGUCAAGUGAGGACAAUGCAGAUUCAGACGAAGAUAAUGAAGAACAAAAAGAAGCGAACGACAGCGAUGGCAAUCAAGAAGUACAAGCCGAUGAAGCGGACGCGCCUCCUCCGGCUCCACGAACGUAUAAACUCCUCCUCAAGAUUGCCGACCUCACACAGCAUUUCCUUCCCUCCGCCUCACCCUCCCUCCGCACCUCACUCCUGGGUUUGAUCAAAACCGCCAUCCCUGCCAUUGCGCGUCAUGAAAACUCUUUCCUCCCGCUGAUCAACACGCUCUGGCCAGAGAUUGUCUCCCGUCUAGACGACCCGGAAGCUCACGUCGUCGCCGCCACUCUCGACACGAUUGUGCUGCUUUGUACCCAUGCCGGCGAUUUCAUGCGCACGAGAAUCAUUCGCCUGUGGCCUGGACUCGUCGACAUCCACACCCGCACGGCCAAGUCGAUCCUCCAAAAUACUCGAAUCAAGGCCCCGGCAAUGGGCAGCCGACAAGAGAGCCAGAGGCCCGCCCCGUCGACUUCGCUCAUCCUCCGAUCAGAGUCCCUCGCGCUCGCUAUCCGCCGCAUGCGAGUUGCUCGGGCAGAUUAUGUAGAUGGCUCUGCUCGGGCAGUGUGGGAGGCGUUGGUACGUGCGCUCACAGCGAUGGUGGAAUUUACUGCUUUGUCGCCAGAGAUGUUUGAUGAGGCGCUUGCGAUGCUUGAACCAGUGAUUGAUGAAGAUCCUGAUGUUCGUAAAGCGCUGGACCGUCAGAACGCGGACGCGGUCUGGCUUGCGAGAGUGCGGAUGGGUUCGGAGAUUCCGAAACGAACGGGCCUUGCUUCAGGAGGCCAUCGGCGGAAAUUCCCAAGCAUCGUCCUGGGCAUGCACGGUGUGCGUACAUAG